Molecule: messenger RNA, 870 nt
Organism: Papaver somniferum (opium poppy)
Lineage: Eukaryota; Viridiplantae; Streptophyta; Magnoliopsida; Ranunculales; Papaveraceae
Product: pectinesterase inhibitor 3-like
Exons: 1
Coding region: 108-716 (202 amino acids)
Biological process (GO): negative regulation of catalytic activity
Molecular function (GO): enzyme inhibitor activity
Source: RefSeq, a predicted model, not a curated record
CCUAUAUCUCCACCACCCAUCCAUCACCUUCACUAUAUAAACCACUGCAACCACCCAAAACCCCCAUCGAUCCACACUCUUCAAAAACCACAUCAUCUUCUUCUACAAUGGCUCUUCAUCUUCUUCUCCUUUACAUUUUCGUAACUCUAGUUUUCCCUUACCCCAUCACCACCACCGCCGCACAUAACACCGGUACACCAGAAAAUCUAGUCCGGUCAUCGUGUAUUCAUGCAAACUAUCCAGAUCUUUGUUUAAGAACACUAACAUCAUUCAUGGGUCGGGCUAAUACACCGAAUGAUGUAGCUAAAGCGGCUGUAACGGUAAGUUUAGCUCGUGCACAAAAAGUAUCGGAUUAUUUAAAAGAUCUUUCAAAAAAACGUAACGGCGGUGGUGGUAAGAGAGAAAAUGGUGCUUUGACUGAUUGUGUUGAAGAAAUGACCGAUUCAGUGGAGCAGUUGAAAAAAACUCUUUCGGAGUUGCAACAUCUUCGUAGCAGAACGUUUCGGUGGCAAUUAAGUAACGUUCAGACGUGGGUUAGUGCUGCUCUGACUUAUGAGGAUACCUGUCUUGAUGGAUUUAAGACCGUUGAUGGUGAUAUUAAUAAAGAUGAGAUAAAGAAGAAGAUCAAUAAUUUAGCUAGAAUUACUAGUAAUGCAUUGUAUCUUAUUAAUCGUCUUGAUGAUCAAUCUCCCAAUGGUAGGAAACAUGAUCCAUGAUCGAAAAUGCACGGUCGUGAUUCGUUUUGUAUCCUAGAUCUAUAUCUAUAUAUAUUUGAAAUGUAUACUAUUAUUUUUCUUUUUUCUUUCUUAAUAUUUUUCCCUUUUAAGGGAAAAACAAUGUUAAAUUUAUGCAAAAAUCCAUUAUUCUGAA